GGCCCUUUAUUCGCUACCUGCUACUAUCAAACUUUCGCGACCCAGCUCCCUCGACAACUUUCUUGCAUCGCCAGCAGCAAGCAGCAUCACCUCCAUAAACCAGCCAAGAUGGGUCGUCUUCACAGCAAGGGCAAGGGCAUUUCGUCCUCCGCCAUCCCCUACUCCCGCUCCGCUCCCUCGUGGCUCAAGACCACCCCCGAGCAGGUCGUCGACCAGAUCUGCAAGCUGGCCAAGAAGGGUGCCACUCCCUCCCAGAUCGGUGUUGUCCUGCGUGACUCCCACGGCAUCUCCCAGGUCAAGGUCGUCACUGGUAACCGAAUUCUGCGAAUUCUCAAGUCCAACGGCCUCGCUCCCGAUAUCCCUGAGGACCUGUACAUGCUGAUCAAGAAGGCUGUCGCUGUCCGCAAGCACCUUGAGCGCAACCGCAAGGACAAGGACUCCAAGUUCCGCCUCAUUCUCAUCGAGUCCCGUAUCCACCGUCUGGCCCGCUACUACAAGACCGUCGGUGUCCUGCCCCCCACCUGGAAGUACGAGUCCGCUACUGCCAGCACCAUUGUCGCUUAAGCGAGGGAUCAAAAACAAAAAGAGGGACGACAGGUUAAUUCGGCCAUGGUCAUGUUCGUGGUCGUGGUCGUGGAAGGGUUUUCGGGUCUUGGAGUUUGGGACAUUUAUGGAAAAAGCUGCAUUUAGAGCCAUGAUUCUUCUGCGUCGGUCGUGAAACACCGAGCGGCGGCGGUCAAAGAUGCUCAAACUCGAAAGCAAUCGGACUGCUCAUUGAUAUAGAUGUGCUCUGGGUAUCCUGAAAUCCCUGAUCCGUAAUCUG
Molecule: messenger RNA, 823 nt
Organism: Trichoderma reesei QM6a
Lineage: Eukaryota; Fungi; Ascomycota; Sordariomycetes; Hypocreales; Hypocreaceae
Gene: rps13
Product: ribosomal protein S13, S15 family
Exons: 4
Coding region: 109-564 (151 amino acids)
Biological process (GO): translation
Cellular component (GO): ribosome; nucleolus; cytosolic small ribosomal subunit
Molecular function (GO): structural constituent of ribosome; small ribosomal subunit rRNA binding
Source: RefSeq, a predicted model, not a curated record